UACUGGGUACGGCUAAAACAUUGUUUUAGGUAUGUGGAGAGAGCUUUUCUGUGCGAGUUUUGGGGGAUUUCAGUUAAUCUUAAAUAAGCAAAUUUGAAGUUUGUACAACUUCCUUUAUGUUUGAAUUUACUACAUAUGCCACGGAAAUUCGGAAUGUGUAAAUAUUCAGUAUAGUUCCCAGGAAUUUGCUAAAUCAACAGAAAGGAAAUUAUUUAUUUUUCAGCAACAUAACAAUAAUUUUCCCAAUUUUGUAUAACUAAUUCAAAAGGGAAAAUGAAUUCUUUUCUUUUUUUUUUUUUUGAAAGUUUGAGUAGUUUCUGAAGUAAUGGGCCUAAUUCAGCGACCAAGAAACCCUUGAAAUCUUUGAAUUUUGUACUGAAAUUUCAAGAUUUCAAGCGAAUUUCAAGGGUUUCUUGGUCACUGAAUAAGGCCCAAUGUAAGAUUUUGUUUGAAGAAAAGGUCAUUAAAAAAAUUAACUAUUUAAAAAUAAAAAAAAAAUUAAAAAUUGAUAAAUUAAUAAAAAUUAAAAUAUUUUAGACAUUUUUAGCUAAGACACAUUUCGCAAAGGAAAGCUUUUUAUUGAAGCAUAAGUAAACCAUUAUAAGUUCUAAGUACCUAAGUUUUUUUUUCAUUUUCUUUAAUUCUCGAGUUGUGUUAUUUUGUUAUUCUAAGAAAUAUAAUUAAGGAAAAAAAAAAUUCUUUAAAAUCAGAACUUUUAGAUUAGUUUAGCAAAGGCAUAUUUUGCAAAAGAAAAAUGUUAGAGAAUAAAUUUUAAAUUAGAAUUUUCUUUUAUUUACAAGAUCUACGUAAGUUCUUGUCAUUUCAUUAUUUCUUUCAAUUCGCAAUUUGCACGAGUUUUUGUAAUCUUUAAUAAUAAAUUUAAAAAACGAUUUUUUGAAUCAGAAUUUCGAGACCGUUCUAGUCAAGACACAUCUCACACAAUGCCUAAACCCUUAAGAUUUUAUUCAAAUAAAAUGGAAAGAAGUAAUAAAAGAAAAUAUUUUCCACAGAAUCAAUCUCAGAAUGAUUUAAAGCAGGAAGCAUCAAAGAAAAUAUUUCCUUAAUGAAGUCAUCAACAAAGCUAUAGCGCGCCUACCAAUCUACAACUACGGCAAGACAAAGAAGGUGAUCAGUCAUACAACUUUCUCCCAGCAACACCUCCACCACCAAUGAGGUAAUCAAAUUUUGCAAUCUGAAUGAAAAUUUCCGCAAUGGUCGAUGACACCAUCGCUAAUACUGUCCCCCACGCAACAAAGAUGAAUGGCUUUUACUUCUAAAGCAUUCUUUACUGACAGAAAACCUCAUAAAGUAUGUAGUCUUCUGUGACCUUGUAGUAUCUAGAAAUAAUUGUGCGUGCCCCUUAGAGACGUAACAACCUUCGGAAUAUCUUUGGGUUAUCAGAGAAAAGAGAUUGCAAUCAACAACACCUUUAGGAUAAUUAAUUUUGUAAGAAGAUGGUGUGGUUCAUUUGCACUACGCCGUAGUAACACAACUUGACAAUAAACUCCAAGAAUUUUCACACUUCUUGCGGAAUGUCUUACGAUAAUGUUAGGGGGAUUCAUCAAUUUCUGUCAUUGCGCUAAAAUGGAUGAGACCUUCCCUGAUAGUGGUACGAUAUGAUAAUUCGAAGGUGGAAGUAUAAAACCAGGUCAGAACCACUUGGAUGGCAUCAGAAACGAACAAGCCUUCAUUCAGCAUGAAGUUCUUCUUGCUUGCGAUUUUGUGCUUCACGGCCACAUAUGCCGCUCCAUCGACUUUCUACGCCGACACCGACCACACAGAUGGUCGUCCUGGCUGUAGGACUCAGGAGGAAUUGAGCGUGCGCUUCUGGCGUAACAAUUGGGAUCCCGUUCACUACUGGGAGUGCGUUCAGCUCAACCAGGAUGCCGUGAGACAUCGCUGCGACUACUACACACUCUUCUCUGAGCAAGCACGAGCCUGCGUGCAUGUUAACACCUGGGAAUGGAGUCGUCCAAGAGAGCCACCAAGUCGUGGUGUUUGGGAUGGAAUUCCCCGUCCUGAUCCCACUGACCAGUGGCCUCCAUUCAACACUCCUUGCCCACCAUGCCCAGAAAUUACUACCCCAUGCCCACCGUGCCCACCACCAGAGGAUACCCCAACUACGACUACAACCACCACGACAACCACGACAACUACAACAACCACAACAACCACGACAACCACGACACCUUGCCCACCAUGCCCUCCAGACAAUGAACCACCAACUACUACCACUACAAUCUGCCCACCUUGCCCAACCCCUGGUCCAGGACCUGGCGAUCCACCACCAACUGGACCUCAGCCAGCAUGCACACAAGAGCAACUUCCAUGGUUGUGGGCUUCCGACAGUCCCUACUACUUCUGGCAGUGCCGCUCCCUCGGUGACCCACUCCUGAUGCCCUGCGCCCCAGGAACGUGGUUCUUCCAGGAUCGCCAAAUCUGCGACUGGCCACCAGCUAGCCUCCAGCGCAUCAGGCAACUCUUCAAGAAGGACUAAAAACAACCUUCAACGAUCUACACACAUACCCAACCUGCGCACACAUUUUAGGAUAAAUGUAAAAAGAAAAUCCUAUCCUAUAUGGAAGCAGUGUCUCAGAAGAAAAACUUUUUCCAAUCAUUUGUUACAAUUGUGAGAGUCCCCUCUAUAUAACGAACUCUAUAAUGUAUCCCCUGAAGGAAGGGAAAUAAAAGGAAUUAUGCAAUGAUGAAAAUUA
Messenger RNA from Lutzomyia longipalpis, 2714 nucleotides. RefSeq names its product peritrophin-55-like. The record is from RefSeq and is a predicted model, not a curated record. The coding region runs from base 1664 to 2497 and encodes 277 amino acids. Gene Ontology annotation, molecular function: chitin binding. The transcript is spliced from 2 exons. Gene Ontology annotation, cellular component: extracellular region. Lineage: Eukaryota; Metazoa; Arthropoda; Insecta; Diptera; Psychodidae.